CCGCAACGUCAACAAAGCUUAUCUAAUCGUUUGAUGAAGAAGUUGCAUACAGAAAUGUCUUCGAUAUAUACGUCAAUUAGUUCAAAUGUCCUUCCUGAGCAUCAGCAUGAUUUGCCAUCUGAUGUAAAGAUUGAUUCACAUGACAAACCGGUUGAGGAACAAGAAAUGAGAACUCCGUUAGAAAUGUUUCAUGAGAGAUUAAACAAUCUAAAGAAGGGGAUACCAGAUGGUGUUUUUUCAACCUUUUUGGAUCCUAGUGAGAUAGAAAAUGAUCCUAUUAUUAAGAAUGCUUUAAAUUAUUAA
Molecule: messenger RNA, 303 nt
Organism: Racocetra persica
Lineage: Eukaryota; Fungi; Glomeromycota; Glomeromycetes; Diversisporales; Gigasporaceae
Source: the annotation of a GenBank genome assembly